Micropterus dolomieu (smallmouth bass) is the source of this 600-nucleotide messenger RNA. RefSeq names its product guanylyl cyclase-activating protein 2-like. The coding region runs from base 1 to 600 and encodes 199 amino acids. The record is from RefSeq and is a predicted model, not a curated record. Gene Ontology annotation, molecular function: calcium sensitive guanylate cyclase activator activity; calcium ion binding. The transcript has 5 exons. Gene Ontology annotation, cellular component: photoreceptor inner segment; cone photoreceptor outer segment. NCBI's taxonomy places the organism in Eukaryota, Metazoa, Chordata, Actinopteri, Centrarchiformes, Centrarchidae. Gene Ontology annotation, biological process: visual perception.
AUGCUAAUGUUUCUCUCCAUGGGGCAGACACAGCAUACCCAGAAUAAUGAGGAGAUUGAUGUCAAAACACUUCAGGAUAUGUAUAAAAGGUUUGUAAUAGAGUGCCCAAGUGGACUACUUUUUCUGCAUGAGUUCAAGCGUUUCUUUGGUGUUGACCCAACAGGAGAAGCCUCUGAUUAUGCAGAGAAUAUGUUUCGAGCUUUUGACAAAAAUGGGGACAAUACUAUUGACUUCCUUGAGUUUGUAGCAGCACUGAAUCUUGUUUUCCGGGGAGACCUGGAGCAUAAACUGCACUGGUCAUUCAAGGUGUAUGACAAAGACAACAAUGGCUUUGUGGACAGGGACGAACUACGGUCAAUAAUUGAUAGCCUCUAUCGGAUAAAGCAGGGAACAAAAACAGAUGUGAGAGAUUCAUGGCUUACAGUAGAUGAAGUUGUGGAUCGAAUAUUACAGGCUGUUGACAGUGACGGAGAUGGUAAAAUUAAUAUGGAAGAAUUCAUAAGAGGCGCACAGAAGGACCCCUGGGUGCUGAACAUGUUAAAGCUGGACAUGAACCCUGCUGGAUGGGUGCUCGAUCAGAGGAGGAGUGCACAAUUCUGA